Messenger RNA from Helianthus annuus (common sunflower), 1290 nucleotides. Its product is annotated as F-box/FBD/LRR-repeat protein At5g56420-like. The coding region runs from base 166 to 1290 and encodes 374 amino acids. NCBI's taxonomy places the organism in Eukaryota, Viridiplantae, Streptophyta, Magnoliopsida, Asterales, Asteraceae. Gene Ontology annotation, molecular function: protein binding. The transcript is spliced from 3 exons. The record is from RefSeq and is a predicted model, not a curated record.
GUAUCUCCUUUCUCGAAUGUAAUCGACUUUCCACAGCGGUCGGAGAAAUCGACAUGCCACUACUUCUGGAUCCAGAAGAGAAGAUAUGAUGCCGGUGGUUUAGCAACGGAAAGGAACCGACAUAUGUUCGAAUUCUUAUUUCCGCAAAGAUAGAGUUGGGAGAGAAUGGAUUCCAGGCAUGGUAAAGUUAGAUUGAAAGUAGAAGUUGAUAGACUAAGCAACUUGCCAAAUGAUCUUAUCCAUAAAAUCCUCUCUUUUAUUGACGUUAAAUAUGCGAUCCGAACAAGUGCUUUGUCAUCCAGAUGGAGGUAUAUCUGGACUUCAAUGCCCUGUCUUAAUUUCUCAAGUGAGGGUUUCCAUUCGUUGCCCGAGUUCUCCAAAUUUGUUACACGUGUUCUGUCUACCCGAAACAAUAAAACAGAAGUGCGUUAUGUCAAGCUGGCUUUUUGUGGAAAGGAUAGCGAGGCAUUUGUCAAAAGAAUUUUGAAAUAUUCAUUUUCCCACAAUGUCCAACAGCUGGACGUUACUUGCUUGCCUGGAAAGAAGGGGUAUCAUGAGGAUUUAUGCGAAUCUCCUCUUUCUGUCUUUAGUUCUCAGUCUCUCAAAAAUCUCACGAUGUCUGGGUAUGGUUACAGACAUUUCAUUAUGAUCCCACCUACUUGGUACUUACCUGCUUUAACAACAUUGAAUCUCCUUUGUGUCGCAAUGAAUUAUGAUGAUAUUACUGACAAGAGUGCUGGUCUUUUAUCCAAUUGCGCGAACUUGAAGAAUCUCACCUUAAACAAUUGCAGAAUUCCGGGGGGUCGAUCGAAGGAUCUCCAUCUAUGCCAUCUUGGACUAUCUAAUCUAACACUUGAAAAUGGUGGUUAUAAUGCUGUCUAUGUGGAUACACCUCAACUUAAGAAAUUCACUAUAAUAAAUUGGCCAGGGAUAAGUUUGGUUUCCGCACCCAACCUUGCCUCUUUGCGUUAUAAAGAUGAUACAAAUAAUUAUUUUGGUAAUCCUUUGAAGGUUUCUUCCGACCUUCUUCAUUUGGAAAAGGUGGAUAUAUGUAUUCAAUGUUCCCAUGAAUGUAAGUAUUAUGCUCAAUUCGUCUGCUUCAACAACUCCGUAGUGUCAAAUUUCUUACACUUAACUUGGAACUUCUCAAGGUAUGCUGGUAUUGGUCCUUGGUGUUUAUCAUAUGGGUCUAACAAAUAUUUUCAAUCUUCUAUCUUCAUCAGUGGAACUAAUCUCAGAUCAACCAUCUCCAUUUACCGACUUAAAGAGUUUAAAGAUUUAUCCAGCUGA